AUGGUCUACCGCUCAUCGUGGCGCGGAAAUGACUUUGGGUGUCGAACUGCGAAGUACAGCGGAGGUUUAUCCUCCAGCAGGGUCUCCCAAGCUGAGAAGGAGAUCGACGUUUACGGUUCCCCGGAUGCCCAGCUAAGAGUAAGCCAUGCCAGAAGCAUCACCGUUUGGCUGAUUCAAUCGCUAGGUGGACAUGUCUCCCUGAUCCACAUAAGGACACCAUGGAUUUCGGACUUAAAGGACACGUCAACGACUUGUCAUGGAGAUUGUCUCAUGCUCUGCACCUACAACGCCAGGACAGUCUCCACCCACGCCAAUCUUCAAGCGCUUCCCGAAGCUGCAGGGCGCAUCAACUACCACGUAAUUGCACGAAACAAAGUCCAGGAAGACGGACGUGGGGCAGCUGAGUGA
Strongylus vulgaris is the source of this 408-nucleotide messenger RNA. The record is from the annotation of a GenBank genome assembly. Lineage: Eukaryota; Metazoa; Nematoda; Chromadorea; Rhabditida; Strongylidae.